Molecule: messenger RNA, 3314 nt
Organism: Stegastes partitus (bicolor damselfish)
Lineage: Eukaryota; Metazoa; Chordata; Actinopteri; Pomacentridae
Product: calcium-binding mitochondrial carrier protein SCaMC-1-like
Exons: 10
Coding region: 212-1633 (473 amino acids)
Biological process (GO): transmembrane transport
Cellular component (GO): mitochondrial inner membrane
Molecular function (GO): calcium ion binding
Source: RefSeq, a predicted model, not a curated record
CCCCUGAAAUGCUUCAGAGUACACCUUUCCACAGGGCAGCAGUUUGGUGAAUCAACUAAGUGAAAGCCUCUUUUUUUUUUUUGCAUCGAUAACGCCGAGCUCACGUGUGGAUUUUUGCGCAGGAUGUACGACUGAUGUUCAGCAUGGAUUAAUAAUCAGAUCCUGAGCGCAGGACGGCUCGUCUGGACGCUGCUUCCACAUUAGCUCCACCAUGUAUCAGACCUUACGGACGCUUUUACUAUCAAACGCCCGGUGCUGGGAUGCCGACAGUCAGCGAUCGUACCAGGACCUGUUCGAGAGGCUCGACACCAACAAAGAUGGCAAAGUGGAUGUGGCUGAAUUACGAGCGGGCCUCAAGGCGAUGGGCAUAUUCCGCCAGGGUGCCGCACAGAAAAUUGUGUCGUCCGGUGACCAGAACAAGGACGGGUGUCUGGACUUCAACGAGUUUACCAAAUAUCUGAAGGGGCACGAGAAGAAACUGCUGCUGACGUUCAAGAGCCUGGACAGAAACAACGAUGGGCGCAUUGAUGCCUCAGAGAUCCAGCAGUCCCUUGCAGAGCUGGGCAUGGAUAUCAGCAGAGAGGAUGCACUGAAAAUCUUGCAAAGUAUGGACAUUGAUGGCACCAUGAUGGUCGACUGGAACGAGUGGAGGGAACACUUCCUGUUGUACCCCGGCCACAACCUGGAAGAGAUCAUACGCUACUGGAAGCACUCCUCGGUGCUGGACAUAGGCGACAGUCUUGCCAUCCCAGACGAGUUUACAGAGGAAGAGAAGAGCACGGGAGGCUGGUGGAAGCAGCUUGUUGCAGGUGCAGUGGCGGGGGCCGUCUCUCGCACUGGGACCGCCCCGCUGGACCGAGUGAAAGUCUUCAUGCAGGUUCAUUCUUCAAAGAGCAACCGGAUAAGUCUUAUAGGGGGCUUCAAGCAGAUGAUUACAGAGGGAGGUCUGGCUUCACUGUGGAGGGGAAACGGAAUCAAUGUUUUGAAGAUCGCACCUGAGACAGCUAUCAAAUUCACCGCAUAUGAACAAUAUAAAAAGUUGCUAACGUCAGAGGGAAAGAAGAUUGAAACGCACAAGAGGUUUAUGGCUGGAUCUCUGGCCGGGGCCACAGCACAGACAGCCAUCUACCCAAUGGAGGUGUUAAAAACUCGACUGACCCUGAGGAAAACCGGCCAAUACGCAGGAAUGUUUGAUUGUGCCAAGCAGAUCCUGAGGAAAGAGGGUGUCAAAGCUUUCUACAAGGGCUACAUUCCAAACUUACUGGGCAUCAUUCCCUACGCCGGGAUAGACCUCGCUGUUUAUGAGAGUCUGAAGAACACCUGGUUGUCGUAUCACGCAAACGACUCCGCUAACCCCGGAGUUCUGGUGCUGCUGGGCUGCGGGACCAUCUCUAGUACCUGUGGGCAGCUGGCCAGCUAUCCACUCGCACUUGUACGCACACGGAUGCAGGCAAAAGCGUCUCUGGAUGCGACAGACCAGCCGUCCAUGAGUUCCCUGAUGAAGAAGAUUGUAGCCAAAGAUGGUUUUUUCGGACUCUACCGGGGUAUCCUGCCAAACUUCAUGAAAGUCAUUCCGGCUGUCAGCAUUAGCUACGUGGUUUACGAGUACAUGAAGACUGGCUUAGGAAUCUAACCAAGUGACGUUGCGAACAAAUGACAGAGAGAGCUUCCUGACUGAAUUUACUCCAAAAAGACAGACAGACAGACAUCAAGCACACAGAGCAUGACUUCCAUCAGUUGACGGAGAAGUUCAUCACAUGGGAACCUGUGUGUUACAAGAGUUGUCUGCCAGUAGCUAAAGCAUUAAUCAUUUGUGGUGCGCAUGCUUUAAGUUUCGUCCUACUGUUAUACACUCCCCUUAUCUACACUCUCCAAAACAAAGCUUGACACCAAGACAGUUCUGCACAUUUAAAAUGUAGUAAAUAUAAUGAGUUGCUUAAUUUAUGUCACUGUCAUUCCUUGAAACUGUGAUAAUCCAAAAAAAAAAAAAAAAGGGGGCACAAUGAAGGAAAAUAAUUUUUCUGGAGAAAAGUGGAAUUUAUCCCGUCCCAUUUCUGUGGUCUCAGAAUGAGAAAAAUAACACUAUGUCAGUUUAAAUGUUCACACACUGUAGCGGUAAUCCAACACUUCUCUCGGCUGUAAACACCUGUUCUAGGAAUGACAUCAGCUCCAGACAAACAGCACUCCAACAGCAGCUGUCAACUAAAAAUAAGUGGUCCUGAAAAAUCGAUUCUUGUUAACACUGGAAUAGAGUGUGUAUGAAGACACACAUCUUGUGCAAUGUGAAAACCACUAAUCCCACAUUCUGUAUUUGAUAACUAUUUAAAUGUGCCUUAUAGCCUCUUGGUGUAGACCUUUAUAACAUCAGGAGAUUCAUUUUGUAGCUAUAUAUAUAUACUACAUUUAUGUACUGUGUAUAUAUAUAAAUAUGUUUUCAGUUAUGCUUGUUCAUUGGACUCAGCGAUGAAAACAGUCAUACCUGGUCAUUGAACUAAAGUACUUGCAAAGAACAUAUUUUUGCCAUGUGUCACUUUUCAUUAGAAACACAACAGCCCGCCUACCUUCAACAUGCACGGACAGACCCGCAGCAGGAUCCAGUUUCAGUUAACAUUUUGUUACUUGUUCUGUCAUACAGGCAAGUGGUGCGAGGUUUUCGUGAAGCGUGCAAGAUGACAAUCAGCCUUUUUAUUGUUCUGCACAAGUCAUCGUGGAUUUCAUCAGGAUGAAAGUGGUCUUAGGUUAUUAGUUGCUGAAACUUCAUAUCGGCGUUUUUUUUUUUUAGUCUCAGCUCUCCACAUUAAUACAGGGAUCAGUGGUUUGAAGCUCGCUGAGAUGUGUUGAAAGAUUCACCUGGUCAAUAGAGAUAAAACACGUGGACGCGUUUCCGCUCAGAACUGGAAUUUAAUCUGUUGGCCUCUGUACAGGAAUUAAAUUUAGGUUAUCCAAGUAGCAUCUGGUAGAGACACUGUAGUGCAGCGGUGGAAAAAGAAUUCAGAUCCUUUACUGAGGUUGAAAUAUCACUAAACGCUCCAUUACAGUUAAAGCUCUGCAUGACAAACCAUACUUAAGUGAAAGAACAUAUAUAUUAAAAGCAAGAUGUAUUCAAUUAAAUGACUGAUUUGCUUCCUGGUAUAUUUUUGUAUCAUUAGAUCAUUAAUAGUGGUGCAUGAUGAUGUGUGUCAGCAGCAUGUUACUGCUGUAACUGCUGCAGGUGCUAGUGUGAAUGUACAGUUUUAUACACAGGGACAGCAGAUGCAUGGGGUCAGAUGAAAAGUGGGAGAGGAAAAAUAAAAAUAAAGUUCUGCUACGCAAAA